UUCCUACUAUCAGUUUCGGUGGCAGCUUUAUCCUUUGAAAGGUGGCAAUUUAAUCUAUACCUGAAGAAAAAGUAAAAAAAAAAAGGGAAUUUCCUGGCCUUACAUCAUUUUUGAUUACCUCACAGCAAUGUCAUCAAUAAAGCUGUUAAUUUGCUUGAAGCUGAUGAUAACAGUAAUUCAUGCUUUCAGUAGAGCUCCAAUUCCUAUGGCAGUUGUUCGAAGGGAGUUGUCAUGUGAAAGCUACCCCAUAGAAUUGCGUUGUCCAGGAACUGAUGUUAUAAUGAUUGAAAGUGCCAACUAUGGAAGAACAGAUGAUAAAAUCUGUGACUCAGAUCCAGCUCAGAUGGAAAACAUUCGGUGUUAUCUUCCAGAUGCCUACAAAAUAAUGUCACAGAGAUGUAAUAAUCGGACUCAGUGUGCAGUUGUGGCUGGACCAGACGUAUUUCCUGACCCCUGCCCAGGGACUUAUAAAUAUCUAGAAGUUCAGUAUGAAUGUGUUCCUUACAAAGUGGAACAAAGAGUGUUUCUUUGUCCUGGAAUGCUAAAAGGAGUCUAUCAGAGUGAACACUUAUUUGAAUCUGAUCACCAGUCAGGAGCAUGGUGUAAAGAUCCUUUGCAGGCAUCUGAUAAAAUGUAUUAUAUGCCAUGGACUCCAUAUAGAACUGACACCUUAACAGAGUACUCUUCCAAAGAUGACUUCAUUGCUGGACGACCAACUACAACUUACAAGCUUCCUCACAGAGUAGAUGGCACAGGCUUUGUGGUUUAUGAUGGAGCACUGUUUUUUAAUAAGGAACGUACAAGGAAUAUUGUCAAGUUUGACCUUAGGACAAGAAUAAAAAGUGGAGAGGCUAUUAUUGCAAGUGCCAAUUAUCAUGACACCUCUCCUUAUAGAUGGGGUGGUAAAUCAGAUAUUGAUCUUGCGGUUGAUGAAAAUGGACUCUGGGUCAUUUAUGCAACGGAACAAAAUAAUGGGAGGAUAGUGAUUAGUCAACUUAAUCCGUAUACGCUGCGAAUUGAAGGAACUUGGGAUACAGCAUAUGAUAAACGUUCUGCUUCAAAUGCCUUCAUGAUUUGUGGGAUAUUAUAUGUGGUCAAAUCUGUUUAUGAAGAUGAUGAUAAUGAAGCAACUGGGAAUAAAAUUGAUUAUAUAUAUAAUACUGACCAGAAUACUGAUGAUUAUGUUGAUAUAGCAUUCCCAAAUUCAUAUCAGUACAUUGCUGCUGUGGAUUACAAUCCUCGGGACAAUCUACUUUAUGUAUGGAACAAUUAUCAUGUGGUGAAGUAUUCCCUGGAUUUUGGAAUCUUGGACAGCAAGUCAGGUCACAUUUCUUACAAUGUUCCCUCUAAUCAUAUUGAUUCCAAUGUUGAAAGACCCUCAUCUCGAGAACUUUAUCCAACUCGUCAAUAUAAUGCAGUUAGUACAAACGUCUCUUCUACGACUUACCGGAUUACUACUAGCAGCACUGGAAAAACAAUAUCUGUAUCAACACUGUUCAAUCGAAACAUAUCUACGCCUACAUCUCCAACAACUGAAAUUCCUGCUGAAGUCACUACACGGUCCACACCGAUUUCAUCACAGUUGCCUGCAGUUGGCAUAGAAAGUUGUGAGGCUAUGGCAGCACGUGAGAUCAUGUGGUUUAAAACUAGACAAGGACAAACAGCAAAACAGCCAUGUCCUUUGGGCACAGUUGGUGUGGCAACAUAUACGUGCAUUGCUCCAGAUGGAGUAUGGAAUCCACAAGGACCUGAUUUAAGCAACUGCUCAUCUCCUUGGAUCAGUUAUAUCUCACAAAAGCUGAAGUCACUAGAAACAGCUGCAAACAUUGCAAGAGAGCUUUCAGAGCACACAAGAAGUCGUCUGAAUGCAGGAGAUAUUACCUAUUCUGUUCGAGCAAUGGAUCAGCUAGUGGACCUAUUGGAUGUACAGCUAAGGAAUUUGACUCCAGGUGGAAAAGAUAGUGCUGCUCGAAGUUUAAAUAAGCUGCAGAAAAGAGAACGUUCAUGCAGAGCAUAUGUCCAGGCAAUGGUUGAGACUGUUAAUAAUCUUCUACAGCCACAAGCUAAGGAGGCAUGGCAAGACUUAACAGAAAAGGACCAAGUACGAGCAGCCACAAUGCUUCUUGACACAGUAGAAGAAGGAGCAUUUGUAUUAGCUGAUAAUCUCUUAAAAACUGACAUUGUAAGAGAAAACACAGAAAAUAUUCAACUUGAAGUUGCAAGACUAAGCACAGAUGUGAAUUUAGAAGAUCUCCAUUUCCCACAGAAUAUUGGAUAUGGUAGCUCAAUUCAACUUUCUUCGAAUACACUGAGACAAAAUGGACGCAAUGGUGAGAUAAGAGUUGCAUUUGUCCUGUACAAUAACCUGGGGCGCUACCUGUCCACGGAGAAUGCCAGCAUAAAACUGGGAGUUGAAGCUUUGACUACAAAUCAUACAGUUGUUGUUAAUUCUCCUAUCAUUACUGCUGCAGUAUAUAAAGAAUCAACUAGCAAGUUGUAUUUAACUGAACCAGUGAUAUAUACUGUUAAACACAUUAGGGAUUCGGAAGACUUUUUUAACCCUAAUUGUUCUUUCUGGAGCUAUUCAAAGGCCAACCUGUCCGGUCAUUGGUCAACUCAAGGUUGCAGGCUAAUAAUGACCAACAGAACACAUACAAAGUGUUCUUGUAAUCAUUUAACUAACUUUGCUGUGCUCAUGGCUCAUGUUACAAUAAAGCACACUGAUAUGGACCAUGACCUUCUUUUAAAUGUGAUUACCUGGGUUGGAAUCCUGCUUUCUCUCGUUUGUCUCCUGAUUUGUAUUUUUACAUUCUGCUUUUUCCGUGGCCUCCAAAGUGACCGUAACACUAUCCAUAAAAAUCUUUGUAUUAGUUUGUUUGUGGCAGAACUGCUGUUUUUAAUUGGAAUCAAUCGCACUGACCAACCAAUUGCCUGUGCUGUGUUUGCUGCACUUCUCCAUUUUUUCUUCUUGGCUGCAUUUACGUGGAUGUUCCUUGAAGGAGUUCAGCUAUACAUUAUGCUGGUUGAGGUCUUUGAAAGUGAAAAUUCUAAAAGGAAAUAUUUCUAUCUAGUGGGCUAUGGGAUGCCUGCUCUUAUUGUGUCGGUGUCUGCAGCAGUAGAUUAUAAAAGCUAUGGAACAGAUAAAGUGUGCUGGCUUCGACACGAUACUUACUUUAUUUGGAGCUUUAUUGGACCAGCCACACUGAUAAUCAUGCUUAAUGUAAUUUUUCUUGGAAUUGCCCUAUUUAAAAUGUUUCAUCAUGCUGCCAUAAUGAAACCAGACACUGGUUGCCUUGACAAUAUCAGAUCAUGGGUUAUAGGUGCAAUAGCUCUCCUUUGCCUGCUGGGGUUGACGUGGGCUUUUGGACUUAUGUAUAUAAAUGAGAGUACAGUCAUCAUGGCAUACUUGUUCACUGUUUUCAACUGUCUUCAGGGAAUGUUCAUAUUCAUUUUCCACUGCGUACUUCAAAAGAAGGUGCGUAAAGAAUAUGGCAAAUGUUUACAAAGUCAUUGCUGUAGUGGCAAAAGUAUGGAAAACUCAGUUGGUUCAACCAAGACAUCAAAUUCUCAAACAACUGGAAGGUAUUCCACUGGAACACAGAGCCGGAUUCGUAGGAUGUGGAAUGACACAGUGAGAAAGCAAUCAGAGUCUUCCUUCAUUACUGGAGAAAUAAACAGCUCAGCUUCCCUUAACAGAGGAGCCAUGGCUAACCAUCUUAUUACCAAUGCUCUUCUUCGUCCUCGUGGCGCUAACAAUCCCUAUAAUACAUUGCUCGGGGAAUUGGCUGUCUAUAACAACCCUUCUGUAAGCAUAUACAAAUUACAAGAGGGAAUCCUGAACAAUGCCAGAGAUACAAGUGUCAUGGAUACUCUACCACUGAAUGGUAACCAUGUGAACACCUAUAACCUUGCAAGACGGGAAUAUCUUAGUGAUUGUGUAAAAAUAAUUGACCGUGGCUUUAACCACAAGGAAUCUGCCUUAGAAAAAAAGAUUUUGAAGGAGCUCACUUCUGACUGUAUACCUUCCUAUCUGAAUAACCAUGAAGGCUCAUGUGAACAAAGUAGAAAUCUAGUAAACAAGUUGAUCAAUAACAUUAACAAUUUGAAAGAUGAUAUAGUCCUCAAUGAUGCUACAUGUUUAACUAAUCAUGAAAUUCUUGGUUUAGAACUGAUAGAGAAAUCUGAUGCUCCAUUGCUGCCCUCAUGGGCCUUGCCUACAGACAGUCUUCAGCCUCUUCAUUUUACGAGGAGAAAGAUUUCACCAGAAAACAGUGAAAGUGUUUUCCCUUUGUUAACAAAGGAGCACAAUGCUCACAGUGAAGCAAUGCAAUCACCUAACAGAGAUUUUCUGUACACCAGCAUGCCAAUUCUAACAGGCAUAGCUGUCACAGGAAACAUUACAAAUAGUACUCAAAUGGAUUUCUCGCCAAUCAAAACUAGGGAUGGAGAAGAAUUAUACUACAAAAGCAUGCCAAACUUGGUUACCCAAAACAACAUACAUCAACUUCACACAUACUAUCCUCUAGGAAGGGGAAGCAGUGAUGGAUUCAUAGUUCCAUCAAGCAAAGAUGGAACACCUUAUGAUGAAAAACCAGCUCACUUCGUCACAAGUCUAUAAAAUGUAAAAGAGGAAAUUAGUAAUGUUAACAAACUCUUUUAUGAUUUACUAUAAAAAGUAAUAUUGUGUGUGCUCCUAAAUCUUUAUGCUGUAAGACAUUUUUUAAAAUGGCAUUUUUAGUCCUGUGAACAGGAUACAAAUGUAAUGCUCUGUUUUCUGUUUUUUUUUCUAACUGUUCCAAAAAGAAUUCUUUCUUCAAGAAAUGAUGAAAGAGAAAUAAU
Bufo gargarizans (Asiatic toad) is the source of this 4839-nucleotide messenger RNA. RefSeq names its product adhesion G protein-coupled receptor L3 (gene ADGRL3). NCBI's taxonomy places the organism in Eukaryota, Metazoa, Chordata, Amphibia, Anura, Bufonidae. The record is from RefSeq and is a predicted model, not a curated record. The coding region runs from base 128 to 4618 and encodes 1496 amino acids. Gene Ontology annotation, molecular function: G protein-coupled receptor activity; carbohydrate binding. Gene Ontology annotation, biological process: adenylate cyclase-activating G protein-coupled receptor signaling pathway; synapse assembly; brain development. The transcript is spliced from 23 exons. Gene Ontology annotation, cellular component: cell-cell junction; axon; glutamatergic synapse.